CCGACACUGUCGGUCAGUUGGUGUUCUUGUUCUGUUGUAUGCAGUUUGUGAUUUCCUGAAGCUAACUGAAGAAGAAUCAUUUACUUUAAUAAAGAUUGAAUCAUGAGUGACGCAAAGAGUGAUGAUUUGUCAACCGCAAUUUUGCGUAAGAAGGAUAGGCCCAAUAGGUUGAUCGUCGACGAAGCAACCAACGAUGACAACUCUGUCAUCGGAUUGUCGCAAGCGAAAAUGGAUGAGCUCCAGCUCUUCCGAGGCGACACCGUCCUGCUCAAAGGCAAACGCAGGAAAGAAACGGUGUGCAUUGUUCUUUCCGACGACACUUGUCCCGACGAAAAAAUAAAGAUGAACCGUGUGGUUCGAACAAACUUGCGAGUUCGUUUGAGUGAUGUAGUUUCCGUACAAGCCGCCCCAGAUGUCAAGUAUGGAAAGCGUAUUCACGUAUUGCCCAUGGACGACACUGUCGAAGGCCUCAGCGGUAACCUCUUCGAGGUAUACUUGAAACCGUACUUUUUGGAAGCAUACCGUCCAAUUCACAAGGACGACAACUUCAUCGUGCGCGGAGGAAUGCGAGCAGUAGAAUUCAAAGUUGUGGAAACAGAUCCUGGUCCUUAUUGUAUUGUCGCGCCCGAUACAGUGAUUCACUGUGAGGGAGAUCCGAUUAAACGCGAAGAAGAGGAAGAAGCUCUUAACGCUGUCGGAUACGACGACAUCGGUGGCGUCCGAAAACAAUUGGCGCAAAUAAAAGAGAUGGUGGAGCUCCCACUGCGACAUCCUUCUCUCUUCAAAGCUAUUGGAGUCAAGCCACCCCGUGGAAUUCUUCUCUAUGGACCUCCAGGGACUGGAAAGACUCUCAUCGCCCGGGCAGUUGCUAACGAGACCGGAGCUUUCUUCUUCUUAAUCAACGGACCUGAAAUCAUGAGCAAACUCGCCGGAGAGUCUGAAAGCAAUUUGAGAAAAGCUUUUGAAGAAGCCGACAAGAAUUCUCCAGCUAUCAUCUUCAUUGAUGAGCUGGAUGCUAUUGCUCCUAAGCGUGAAAAGACUCACGGAGAAGUCGAAAGACGUAUUGUGUCUCAGCUGCUCACCUUGAUGGACGGCAUGAAGCAGAGUUCUCAUGUUAUCGUCAUGGCUGCUACCAACAGGCCUAACAGUAUCGACGGUGCCCUUCGUCGUUUUGGCCGUUUCGACAGAGAAAUCGACAUUGGUAUCCCAGAUGCGACUGGACGUCUUGAGAUCUUGCGCAUCCAUACAAAGAAUAUGAAGCUUGCUGAAGACGUGGAACUGGAAGAGAUCGCAGCUGAAACUCACGGACACGUAGGUGCUGAUUUAGCUUCUCUCUGUUCGGAGGCUGCCCUUCAGCAAAUUCGUGAAAAAAUGGACCUAAUUGACUUGGACGAUGAUGUGGUUGACGCUGCAGUUUUGAAUUCUCUUGCCGUUACCAUGGAGAACUUUAAAUACGCAAUGACAAAGAGCAGCCCAAGUGCUCUUCGCGAGACGAUUGUGGAAGUACCGACCGUUUCUUGGGACGACAUCGGUGGUCUGCAAAACGUAAAGAUGGAACUUCAAGAAUUAGUCCAGUAUCCCGUUGAGCAUCCAGAUAAGUUCUUGAAAUUUGGAAUGCAGCCAUCCAGGGGAGUUUUGUUCUACGGACCUCCAGGUUGUGGUAAAACACUCUUGGCAAAAGCGAUCGCCAACGAGUGUCAAGCGAACUUCAUAUCGGUUAAGGGGCCUGAGUUGUUGACCAUGUGGUUCGGCGAAUCGGAGGCCAACGUCCGAGACGUUUUCGAUAAGGCUAGAUCUGCAGCGCCCUGUGUACUGUUCUUCGAUGAGCUGGACUCAAUCGCGAAGUCACGUGGUGGAUCAGUGGGAGAUGCUGGCGGUGCCGCCGACCGUGUCAUCAAUCAAAUUUUAACUGAAAUGGACGGCAUGGGCGCAAAGAAGAACGUCUUUAUCAUCGGAGCCACGAAUCGCCCAGAUAUCAUCGAUCCGGCCAUCUUGCGUCCUGGAAGGUUGGAUCAGCUGAUCUAUAUUCCACUUCCUGAUGAGAAGUCGCGCGAAGCCAUUUUCAAGGCGAAUCUACGCAAAUCUCCCGUAGCUAAGGAUGUAGACAUGGUAUACAUCGCAAAAGUGACACACGGAUUCUCCGGUGCAGAUUUAACUGAAAUUUGUCAAAGGGCUUGCAAAUUGGCCAUUAGACAAUGUAUAGAGUCAGACAUUCGGCGCGAAAGAGAACGGGCGGCUAAUCCUUCCGUUUCCAUGGACACGGACGAAGAGGAUCCCGUGCCAGAAAUUACGCGAGCACACUUCGAAGAAGCCAUGAGGUUCGCACGCCGUUCAGUUUCGGACAACGAUAUCCGUAAAUACGAAAUGUUCGCACAGACACUUCAACAGUCUCGAGGAUUCGGAACGAAUUUCAGAUUUCCACAAGGCGCUAGUGCAAGCGGUGCUCAAGAUGCAACGCAAGGAGAGGCGCCUUUCCAAGAUGAUGGUGAUGACGAUCUCUAUAGUUAAGUUUUCGAUUUUCUGUAUUUAAUCGCAGUGAACAUUCGCGAAAAGGGUCUUUGUCACCGUAUGUGUUUUACACAAACAUGUUUGUAACCGAUAAAAAUCUAAAUAAAUAAAUUGAAUAAUGAA
Molecule: messenger RNA, 2631 nt
Organism: Belonocnema kinseyi
Lineage: Eukaryota; Metazoa; Arthropoda; Insecta; Hymenoptera; Cynipidae
Gene: TER94
Product: transitional endoplasmic reticulum ATPase TER94
Exons: 7
Coding region: 103-2508 (801 amino acids)
Biological process (GO): autophagosome maturation; mitotic spindle disassembly; retrograde protein transport, ER to cytosol
Cellular component (GO): nucleus; VCP-NPL4-UFD1 AAA ATPase complex; cytosol
Molecular function (GO): ATP hydrolysis activity; ATP binding; polyubiquitin modification-dependent protein binding
Source: RefSeq, a predicted model, not a curated record